CCCCGCGCUCUGUGCAUGGGGUUUGCGCGCCAUGGCUGCCCCCCGGCGACCUCCGGUGGAGAGGGGCAUCCGGGGCCUGCCUGCUACAUAUACUGGAAGGGCCUGGAAAGUUCUGGAACCUUCUUCUGAAUCUCCAGGGUUUCCCCAUCUGCAGCCCCUGCAGGAAACCCCUGGGGCUGCUGAUCUUUUUAAGUGUCAUAAAGAAGCACACAGGCCCCCUCUGAUCAAUUUCAGCCUCCCCGGGAGACAUCCCCAGUGGGGCUGGUAAGCCUGGGCAGGACAGGAUCACCGGCCAAGAGGACGGGGCAGAGCCUGAUGGUGGCCACGGAGCCGGCAGAGGGACCUGGCCGCAGAGGGAAGGCAUGCUCUGUCCUCCUGCAGCCAAGGCUGGCCUCGUGGCCUCCCUGUGGUGGCCCAAGUCCUCCUGGCAGCCAGGCGAGGCCCCGUCGGACAGCGAGGAGGCCAGGGACGGGGACAGCUUGGUGUCAUCAGGCCGCCUGUCCGGCUGCUCGGGGGGCCAUGAGUCGUGCAGGCCCUGGCAGGAGAGGCCCCCCCCGGUGCGGGGGCCCCCACGGCAGCCCAGGACCAGCGACCCCCGGCUGGAGCGGCUGCGGGACCGGAUCCGGGCGCAGGCACGCUGGCAGGCGAGCUGUGGCUCCCUGGGCACCUCGGUGCCUUCCAGCGCCUCACGCCUAUGCAGACCCUCCUGGCCGGCGCCCCAGAGGAAGGUCCGCAGGGCGGCACAGGCCCCCCCGGCCCCCGCACACCCAGGCUUCAGCAUCCAGAGGGCGGCUGAGAGCAGAGUCAAAGAGAAGGCGUCCCCCGGCCAGGGGAUCGAGCCCUUCCACGGCCCCCGGCGCCAGGCUUCAGUUCCACGGGGAAAAGGCAAAAGGACCAAAAGUUGUUCCUGCAAGAAAGAGAAGGCACCCACUUCGCCCUCCCUGAGAAGAGCUGCGAAAAGCAAAGGGGACAGCAAGAAAGUUCAAGGUGCCGAGGGCCGGCCGGGUCCCGCUCGGACGCGCAGCCCGGCCUCCACCUGCAGCGACCCACAGGCACCUACCCUCGCCCUCAGCCAGGCCUCCAGGGACCCGCCGGCCACCAUCGAGAACGCCAUGUCCAUCCUGCAAGACCUCCGCCAGCAAAUCCAGGCCGGGCUGGAACUGGCCCAGGACCCCCUCCGCAGGCAAAGGACUGAGCCCGGGCGGCAGAAGCUGCGGCUGCAGGACCCGGCCGCGUGGAGACAGUGGGGCUCCUUGAGCACCCCCAGUGUGCAGGUCCCCUUCUCCAAAAGGCCUUGGGCCACGACUGCGGGGAAGGGACCCCCUCUAGAGGGGGCUUCGAGCUUGCCUGCCCGGCAGCCCUGGAGCGCCUCGGCGCCAUGGGAGAACUCCCCGCGGUGGGCCUGGGCGGCUGAACGACGGGACGUCCCCUUCCAGCGCCCUACGAGCCCCCAGGGGAGGCCGGCCGCCCGGCCGCAGCGGCCCUGGAGCGCCUCGGCAGGGCAGGUCUCCCGUCUGGACACGGCCUGGGACCCGUCUGAGGACUGGGACGCCCCCGCUCGCAGCCCAUGGAGCCCCGCGGACAGGCGGAGCGCCCCCGCCCCACAGCCCUGCAGCGCCUCCGUGGCGCAGAGUACGGGCGCCCCGGACCCCGGCGGGGGCAGCGCCGGGCGCCCCCCGGGAAGGAAGAAGGAGAAGGAAGAGGGGCUGGCGUCCUGCCGGAAGCCCCGGUCCGUCCCGGGCAAGCCGCACAGCGCCGAGGCCCAGCGGGAGUUCCUGCCGCAGGGCGCGCCUGCCCGGCACCGCCAGGUCCUGGAGGAGAAGGCGGCGGCCGCCCGCGCGCGCGAGCAGAGGGAGCAGCGGCUGCGCGAGGUCCUGCGGCCGCAGAGGGAGGCCGCGCACGGCAGGGCCGCGCCCGUGGUCUCCCGCACCGCCCCCGGCAUCGUGACCUUCGUGCCCCGGCCCGCGCCGUCCGGGGGCGCGGAGGCCACCAGCAGCCCGGACUCCCCGGUGCUGGAGUGGAGCAAGGUGACUUCCGGCGUGGUGCUGGGAGACCAGGAGGCGCAGGGCAGCUUCUGCCUGUUUUUGAACAAAGCCUUGAACCACCCUGACAAUGUGGAGAAGGAAAGCAUCCGGGACGGCUGGGAUGGUGCCUCUCUCCUGGUGCCUGCCAGCUCCCCCCUCGGUCCCCUGGCCAUCCGCUACCCGUCCCCAGGGCUGUGCAUCUACCUGGACUCCAGCGAGGCCGGGCAGCCUGGCGUGUCCAGCUCCCCACACCUGCAGUACAAGCGGGCGCGGCUGCAGGCUCUGGAGUCCAUGGCCAGUGUCCUGAAGCAGCGGAUCGACGUGCUGACGGCCAAGCUGCACAAGCCGGAGGCCACGGAGGCUCCCAGGGACCCGGCCUCAGACCCGUUGCCGCGCCCUGGGGCCGCGCUCCCGGCCCCCGCCUGCCCUGGAGACUUGGUGUCCCACGGGGAGACAGGGCCCCCCCAGGGGGGCACACGGGGCUGGGCGGACAUGCAGGCCAGGCCGCUUCUUUCUCCCACCUGCUUCCCAGAUGGCGAAGCGCUGUGGGAGCCGCAGCAGCUCGGGACCCCGUGGAACCAGCACACAAGCAGGCUCUCAGGUUUCCUGGAGACUGGCCAUGCUGAGCCGGAGAGGUGGCUGGCGAGAAAUUCAAGCUCCUUCCACGCCGUCAGCCCCUUCUUGGGGAGCUCCCUCAGUGUGCCCCCUAUGUUGGAUCCCUUGGGUGGCUCCCCGCGGCUGGAGGAGAGGCUGGCGGCCAGAGGGGCCGGCUUGCUGAAGAUGCCCCCCACCCGGACCUGCGGUGAGCGGGGGGCUGGCGGCCGGCGUGUUGGAGACCCCUCUACUGCCCACCUCGCCGAACUCCAGCAGCAACCCGUGAGCUUUCUCGAGUCCCUGAAGCUGCAGCAGCAGCAGGAGCAGGUGCUGGCCCUUCUGCGGCGGCAGGCGGAGCUGGAGGUCUGGGAGACGCAGCGGGCCCUGGACGGCCUGCUCUUCAAACACCGGCUGCAGCAGCGGAUGCGGAGACACAAGGCCCAGGCCGGGCCAGAAACGGCGCUGGAGCCAGAGCAGCUGCCGGCCCGGGGGCGCCUGGGGCAGGCAGCCUUGCUGAACCCCGGGACGGUCGGACCCAGCAGAGCACACUUUCUCCGGGGUGAAGCUGCCGUGCCCUCCGGGGUUCCCGAGCCACAGGGCAGUCAGCUGGGCAAGUUCGCAUCUGCAGGGCCAGUGCAAGAGGCCUGGAGGCCAGACACAGCCCCCUCCCAGCUGCCCCAAGCCAGGCUCUGCCUUUGGGACCCCUGGGGGAGGCAAGAUUCUACCUACCAGCGCCACCGGGAAGUGUCCCCGAGCGCGGGCCCGGGAGCCCCGGACGGCCUCACGCUCCAGCUGCUCCGGCAGAGCCGGCGGGAGGAGGAGAUGCGCGCGCAGCACCAGGCCGAACUGCUGCGCCUGCGCGGGAAGGCGCUGCAGGAGAAGGGGCGCGCCGAGCUGGCCUGGCUGGCGCAUCGGCGGGGGUGCCUGGAGAGCGAUGGGGACCAUGCAGCCGUGGCUGCCUUGGCGGAGCAGCAGCAGCAAGUCCUGGCCAAUCUGUGGUGGGAGCAGAAGGAAAUCCAGCACCUGCGGAACACCCACCUCUGGGCACACCGAGAGCGCAAACUGCUCCUGCAGCUGCAGGAGGGCAUCCUCUCGCUGCAGCAGUCCACAGCCCGCCUGCGGCAGGACCUGUGGGCCCCAACCAUGCGGCCACAGGUGGGCACUCUCACCUGGCUGGAGGCCCAGAGUUCCAGCCCCGAAGCCAAGGCUGCCCGGGAGGGGGGCUGCAAGACCAGCUGGCAGCCAGAGGGGCAGGCUCAGGACUCGUCAUGCCCCCAGACACAGCAUAGGCCCGGCGACCCCACCAGCUCCAACCUCUGGAGAAGCCCCCAGGGCCGCCACGUCACACACCUCCCUGCUCAGCAGGAGAGCGUGACGCCCCCCUGGGCACCCUCGGCGGUGGACGCUCCCUGGCAGCCUCCGAGGCCGGCUUGGGGAGAGGACACGCUUGCGGUCAGCCUUAUCAGCCAAGAUCCUGUGCUGUGCCAUCAGCGUCCCGGCUCGCCAGAAGGCAGGAGGGCACGGAGCCGGCCCUCUCCUACACAGUCCAGCGAGGCGGAGGGGGGUGUUUCCGCGGCUCAGCUGGGGGUUCAGGAAAUGAAGCCGCCACCAGGAGACCCCCAGACUGACCCCAGCCCUGGGUUAGCAGAGGAUGAGGUCCGGGCUCUGACCAGGAGGCUCGCCCGGGACGGCCAGGGGCAGAGCUGGCACUCCCCGGGCAGGGACGGCCCCCAUGGUCCCCGGGAAGCAAAUCAGGUGGCUGGAGGCACCGGGAGCCGAACGGGGUCAGAAGGGGGCCUGGACUCUGCUGGGAGCCCCCCGGGGCAGCCCCACGAAGUGGACAGCUGGCCGUCCCAGGAGCAGAGGAGAGACACCUGUUGGCGAGGAGAUCCCAGCGUCCCCUGCAGCUGCCUGGAAGCCACCCAGCUUGCUGCUGCUCCAGCUCCAGUGGCUCCUGAGGGGGAGGUGUCCCCCAGCCAGGCUGAGGGCAGCCCCCUGCCCGGGUCCUCUCCCUCCGUGGACUGGGGCUCCGAGUCACUUCCUGGGACCUGCUUGGGGUCCUCAGAAGCCUCGACGUUUUCCGGCGCCUCCUCAGCAGGCUCGGCGAGCUCUCUCGAGAGCUUCCAGAAAGUGUCUGCCACACUGGUCCAUGUUUCCGGGAGCUCAGUCUCCCCAACAGACCCAGAAGAGGAGGACAUCCCAGAUACAGACCUAAGCGGGUCCUGGGAGGACGUGGGCUGCCCUUUGUCCGAGACCCUGCCCGGUGUCCCCACGGACAUGGCUGUGGCGGGGAGCCCCGGGCUGCCUCUCCCCGACACCCCCUCUGCAAGGUCGGGGUCCGAGCUGUCUGAGGCCUCCAGCGAGAUUUGGCGAGAGGACCACCAGGAGGACGUGCUGGGGCCUGGCGCUGGGCCAGCCUCGGGGGGCUCCCCUCUGGCAGAGGGCUUGUCUGACCUUGGGAACGGCGGGGCCCCGUCGGCCAUUCUCCCUCCCCUGGGCCUUGGGCUGGGGCUGGAGGUCUCUGGGACCAGCGAGAGACCGAGUAAAGGAAAACCUGUGCCGAAUUCCCCGGCGGCCUCCUCCACGGCGUCCCCGUCCGAGGCCUCUUCCACCAGCGACCUGGACGCGUGGCUCUCCUUUCCUUUGGGGGCCUCCGUGUCAGAAGAAGCAGAGCUUGGCGGAGCAGGAGAGACUGGCCACCAGGAGGGUCCCCAGGACACUGACCGGAGGCUGUCCCCUCCUGGGCAGCCCUCGCUGACCAUGCCCAAGCCUGAGGUCCCCACAUCCCUGCAGGCUCCCACGGGGGACCCUGGGGAGGCAGGAGCCCCCUCUGCCCGGGGGGAUGCCCCGCUCCUCCUGGCGGGCAGCGUCGUGGCCGAGAUCCUGUCCCCCGUCGACGAGGUGCUGUCCUACGGCAGCGCCGACCUGUCAUCCACCCACCGGGCCGCCACGUCCCCACCCCCGUCUGAGCCGGCCCUCCCGGUGGAGAGCGGGGCCGAGGACGCCCCCUCGGAAGACUCCCCGUCGCCCCCAGAAGAGCUCACGUUCCUGGGCGAGGAUGCUUCUCUCGCCUCCGACGAGCUGUCCUCCCUGUCUGAGGGGCGGCCGCUGGGGGCCCCGUCCCCGGAGCUGCUGGGGCUCUGCCUCGGGGGCGCCGGGCAGGGUGGAAGCCUCGUGGAGGAUGCGGGCGAUGGGACGAGCCCUGUGGCGGGCAGCAAGGCCGGGGGCAGCCGGGAGUCUGACCCGAUCGGCUGCCUGGGGUCCCCCACGUGCAGGGGGGCCGACAUUGCCCCUGAGGGGCUCCCGAGGUCAUCGGUGCAGCCCCCAACUCCGUCCAGGGUGGUCUGUGUGUCUGGGGAGGGUCUGCUGAGGCCUUCGGUGGCUGACAACAGAGAGCACACAGGGCACCCAUCCUCUGGCACUUGGGGGGCCGGGGCUCCUGCGUUGGGUGCGGAGCCCCGGGCUGGUGUGGCCCUCGCUUGGGGCAGCCGGGGUGAGCCCUGGGAUGUGGUGCCGUGCUCUGAGGCUGCAGAGGACGAGGAAGGGCUGGCAAGACUUUGGACAGGCCAUGGGGAGCACCUGGGUGCCCCUUUGCCCCUGGCUGGGCCGCUGGGCAGCAGUGACUCCUUGGCCGAGGGCCAGGACCCUGGAGAAGUGCUGGGGGAGGGCGUGAGGGGGUCCCUACGCCUGCGGCCUGCGGCCCUGGCAGCCCCUCCCCCGGGCCAGCUGACCUUGGUGGCCAGCGGCCUGGCUGGGUCCCUCGAGGAGGCCGCGGGAGGCCUGGGCAGCCAGGAGGAUGGCCAGCCCAGACCCGGGGACCCACGGGCCAUGGAGACACUGCCCGGGCACGCUGCGGACAGCUGCCCUGCAGCCACCGAGGGCCACUGCGUGGAAAAAGCCGAGGCAGUGGACUUGAUGUCCACCCAGCUCACCAGGAGGAUCCUUUGUGACACCUUAGCCACGCUCUCAGAGCUGGCAGGGGUGGGCAGCCCGCGGGCAGGGGAGGCUCCCUGAGGUCCGGACUGGCCAGUCCCAGCCUCCCUGCGUCUACAGUGUGGCUGCUGGGCAAUCUUGGGGGAGCUGUGGGGAGUCUGGGCCAAUGAGGACCACAAGGAAACGUUGUAUACUUGUGUGUGUGUGUGUGUGUGUGCACAGGCCCGAGGCAGCAUCAUGCUGGACAGCCACCCUCCAACUGGGCUCCACAGACCAGUCACCGGCGACGCAGCCAGGCUGCACAGGGACUCGGGCAAGUUGCAUCUGUCUGCGUUUUCCUGGAUGGAGGGUCCGCUCCUCCGUCAGGCCCUCACCCGAAAGGGAUGUGGAGGCCCGGGCCUUCCAGGUCAUGCAGGCCACUGCCAGUCGAGGAGCGAGUCGUCCCCAAAGGUGGGAGAGGGAGUGCCUGGGGAGGGGCCCGUGGGACACAGCCAAGGCACAGACAGGAGAGGGGGAAGCUUCUGGAAGACAGGGAGGCAGAGCCGGGUAAGGCGCAGGGGCCCCCGGCCUGGUGGGAGGACACACUACGAUUCGCUGUCCGCGUCUGACUUUUGGGGGACUGCAGUGUUCCCUGCCUGCACCGUCCAUGACUGGGGUGGCAUGUCCUGCGCUCCUGAGCUGUGCCAGCUGGAGGGUGCAGCGGCUCAAAGGCUCCAGUGGGCCCGGAGUGGCUGUACUGGGUGCUGGGCGCUGGGCCACGGCCUCUUCCUGGAAUGGGUCCAGGCCCCGCCGAGCCGGGUGUCUUCCCUGUGGCACAGGGUGCUGGGUGCGAGGGCUGGGGCCCCGUUUCCCGGGUGGGCCCCACGUGACUCCUCGGGCCACACACAGCACCGGAAGUCCCAGGAACAGAGCAGGCCCUUCCGUGUUUCCACUUUGGCUUCCCUUAGAGCAGAUCUUCACAUUCUAGGAAACAGAUUGUGGAUUCAAGAGCAAAGAGGAUUUCCUGUGGGGAAAGAAGUCUCCAGAAGACGAACCAUGAGAACAAAACAUCUGCCCGGCCUCAGGGCUCACGCCGGCUGGAGAACUGAGCUCACUGGGGCGCGGGGGGAGGCCCAGGGUGUGGGGGUCUUGGGGCCCCAGGGCAGGCUGGCCCCUGAGAACAGCCUGGAUGUGUGUUGGGAGGAGGGAGCUGGCUCCCUGACUGUCCUGGGCCGGAGGGCUGGCCCUGCUGCCCUGGUCUCUGCCCAUGGGGGCCUCCAGGGCCCAGCUGUGGCCUGGGGAGGGUGGGCUGGUCGGGUCCCUGCAGCCCACCCUCUCAGGGUGGCCGCUGUGGCCUCGGUGACCUCCAGGCCUCGGGGCCCCAGGCAGCAGUGAAGCCCCGGGGCUGUGGCUCUGGUUUCCCCACGAUGGUCAGAAUGAUGGUGAGUGGCAGGGCCCUUGAUGGACGCUUUAAGAGAGUCCCAGCAAGAGGGCACACCGCAAGCUUGUGCCUAAGGAUUCACGUGAUGCCUCGGUCGGGGGGCUCCGCACGCGCGCGGGGGCCUGAGGAGGGGCAUGGACUUCGGUAUUUUUGUCCUGAACUGUGUCUUCCAUGUGUAGGGGGGUGGCCUUUAAAUGAGCCCAGCAGUCGAUUCUCUGAUAAAGGGAAGCAGCUUUCAAAUCUGUUUUCGUGCCUCUACCAUGGUUAGGAGUUCUAAGUGAGGCUCAUUACACCGUGUGGACCUCUCCAUGUUACUGUCCAUGUUUUGGAGCCCACUCUCUCUCCAUCUAUCCGUCUGUCUGUCUGUCUUCCAUAGCCAUCAUCCAGCUAGCUAUCAGCUAGCUAGCUAAUGCUCCUAUCUAUCUAAAAUCUAUCUAUCUAAUGUCUAUCACUCGUUGCUCAUCUCUCUAUAUAUCUAUCAUCUAUUGCUUGUCUAUUUAUCCAUCUAUCAAUCACUCAUCACUUAUCUAUCUAUCUAUAUCUCUAUCCAUCUACCCCUUUCCAGUUGCUUCUUGAAUUGGAAAAUCCCUGCUUGACGGGAAGCCCGGAAUUGGCCUUGGGGACCCCUGGGGGCUGGUUUCUCCAGGUCCCAGCUCUUCCCGCGCAGGCCCCAGGCUCCACGGCUUUGAGAGAGGAGCUCCCCAACCCAGCCGGGAGAGCCGGGCUUUUCCGGGUAUGUAGUUCAGAAGAGAGCAAAGUCCUGAGGGGCAGGUGGGCAGGUGCCCUCCACUGAGUAGCUGUGGUGACCCUGCAGCCCCCAGAACCGAGCAGGGUCCCCUGCAGCGUGGCAGGAGCCCCCCCUCUGGGCCACAGCCGGGCCUGGCCUCUGCGCUCUGGGUCCGGGGCGGCCGGCGGCUCUCAGGGCUGCCCCUGUCCCAUCCCGGGUGCGUCUCCCAGCCCGGGGCAGCAGCCUCCGAGCCCACCGCCUGGCUCUGCACCCCCUCCCCAGCGUUGCUGAGCGCACAGAAGUUUGCUUCCGGUGGGAAGGUGUUCAUUCUCUGCGUACACAAUUUCAAAAUGAACUUUGAGCUACAGCUUUCUUAUUGAUUCCUUUCUAGUUUUCUGAACAAAUUAGUCUGUAAUUUUUUAUUUUUUUUCUCUUUAUCGCUGGCCCUUUUGGAUUUAUGAGGCCGUGCGAGAGGAAUUAUGUAUUUUACACAGACGUGCUCGGCGCGGUAAUAAAUCUCCCACGUGGAAACUGCA
Molecule: messenger RNA, 9234 nt
Organism: Choloepus didactylus (southern two-toed sloth)
Lineage: Eukaryota; Metazoa; Chordata; Mammalia; Pilosa; Megalonychidae
Gene: CCDC187
Product: coiled-coil domain containing 187
Exons: 26
Coding region: 363-6632 (2089 amino acids)
Biological process (GO): microtubule anchoring
Cellular component (GO): centrosome
Molecular function (GO): microtubule binding
Source: RefSeq, a predicted model, not a curated record